Molecule: messenger RNA, 417 nt
Organism: Besnoitia besnoiti
Lineage: Eukaryota; Apicomplexa; Conoidasida; Eucoccidiorida; Sarcocystidae
Exons: 3
Coding region: 1-417 (138 amino acids)
Source: RefSeq, a predicted model, not a curated record
AUGUCGCAGCCUACGUCACCUACCGUCUCCGCCGGCACUCCUGUCGCCUGUGACACCGAGGAACGCCAGUUGGGGAUGGAGCAUAAUCCGAUGGAUGGACUCAUCUACACCGACAAUGAGACUCAGAGCAUUGGCGGCAACAGCAUCGGCUGCCCGCCGCCGGUCUCGCCGGUGGCCCAGACCAGCCCCUUCCUUUACCAGAUGAGCUCGUCGCAGCAGCCGGGCAUGAUGUACCCGUCCACUGAAGCCGUCAUGCCUCCUGCCGGUCAUCACCAAAUGAUGUGGUUCAACCCGGCGGCAAUGGGGUACACAAACACGAGCCACGGUUUCGAUCCUCGUGAGGGCUACCCCGUCGUCUAUCCCUACGUCCCAAUGCCCGUGCCGAUCGAAAAGAAGAAGCGUGGUUUCUGCUGCUGA